UUUCGCACACACCAACACAACCGCAGGAGGGUCGCGAAAGGAGGUGCGAAGGUUGUGUACGCUUUGGCGAGUAGACGUUUGUACCUUGCGUGAUUUGUUGUACGAAGUCAACACGACGUUCACAAAAUUGGAAAGCAAAGAACAGCUCGCAAAAGAUCACCGGAAGUGGUUAAAGGAUCGCUGGUUUCUGUGGAAAAAAAUUAUUGGUGCGUUAGGCCUGUUUUCCGGCAGUACUCAGCUUGCGGUUGUGAUGUGAAUGACGGAAAAAAAUUGCAAACACUUACAAUUUGUAUCGGCCAAGACCAGUCCACAUCAAGUAUAAAACGAUGUCCAUCUCAUGGCGGACUCCAUCGUGCGAGAUUUUCUUAUCGACUGUCAGACUGUGACAGAGGCCGAGGUCCACUCCUUUGCGAGCAGUAUUCGGGAAAACAAUGAACUAAUCGACUCCCUCAUUCAAGUAAUUGAAGAAAAAAAGUACCAUAAAGAGUUUCUGGAACCAUUAUGCGAGCAGCUGUUUGCCUUCUUCCGUGCGCAGGAAGAUCCCCUGCGCCAGUUUGCAAUGUUUUUCAUCCCCUGCAUUGUUGGCAUCUACCUCGGUUCUGUUCACAAAGGCGACAGAAAGUCUCUUCGCUACGUAGAACUCCUAGUUCUGGGUGCUUACAAUUUGCAAGUGCUCGACAGCGAAGGAAAGCCCAACGUGUUAACGUCCACAAUACCGAGUAUUUCAAAGCCUUCCAUUUACCACGAGGUGUGUCCCAUAGCAAUGCCUCAGGCUCAGCUCACAGAGAAUGCCUUGUCCAAGCUAGAACAUGGCGAAAACAAGAUUGUGCAAGGACCUUACUUCACUAUAGAGUCAAUCAAUGCCAGCAAUAGGUUACAUGUCGCACUGGUACUCCUCCGUGUUUACAACCAAAACAUUAGCGUCAUGCCACAGGGCUCCAGGGCCUCUCUCUGCAAAAUGUGUUCUAAGCUCGUAAAUCAAGGGUCUGCACAUGGAAACAGGAGGAUGGUGCUAGAUGGACCACUUCCAUCAUCAUUCAUGCCUAAGGUUUCCCUCACAUCUCAGUUUUUACUGGAACUCCUGCAAGCGAUUUAUUUCUCUAUGUACAAUGGGUUGCCCUCACUGGGACAUCAGGCUCUCAAUGACAUUCACAGAAGGGCUAUGCAAACAAUGUAUACUGAUGUUUUAUUGGUAACCAAUGCCAUCAAAAAUUCACUACAAGUGCACCCCAGUGGUCAUCCAGCUGAUGGUCCCAUGGGCAUCAGCAUUGCAAUGUCACCCACGACAUCGACAACUACACUUUCCAAGGCCAUAAUCACCAACGCCUCCUUCCGCACAAAGAAACUGCCAGACGACAUUCCGAUUCCGAAAGAGAGUGAGAGUCCAGGACACGAGGGACUGGACGCAAUACGUGAAGAAGGCGCACACCCAGAGGAGCAUUCCCACACCACGUCCAACCCGACGAUGCCACAGGGAGCGGCUCAAGCAAUGAAAGCCAUGCUUCCGUCGAUGCGCAUUAUACCGGGCGUCACCAAGGUCGUCAAGGCCAUCACAAAACGCGAGGCCGUGGCGGUCCCACAGGUUGAAGUUCCCAUACCACCUGAACCGGAGUCUGUGGAGAUGGGGCUCGCUGUGGUGAACCCAUUUGUCGACUUGCAGACCACAAAGCGGGACAGGACCGAACCGGGAGCCACGACGGAGACGGAAAUGAAAAAGUCGGAGGGGGGAAGCACGUCUCCCACAGGCGAGAGUGUCACUGCGUCGAAGGAGGCGACGCUUUCCAAAAAGAGCUCGGCGCCGGAUGGGAAACAUCGCUCCCUAAUUAGUACACCCAGCAAGGAAAGUAUGCCUCCGGAUAAAAAUGACUCGAGCGCGCUCUCCAGCAAGAGGGGCUCCGGGACUGCGUCCAAGCUAUCGCCGAAAGGCGAACUAACUGCGACAUCUCCUGCGAAGGACACCGGGGCGUCUCCGACCGAAAAGAAGACUCCCACCCCGUCGGGAGCCGCAAGCCCAGAGCAGAGAGAGCCGGGGACGAACGUUUCGAGCAGAAAACUGUCACACACGGGCAGCGUGGCUCCAUCGCUGCCCGAUUCUCCGGAAAAGAAGUCCGAGCAUUCUCCGGCGGAGAGCAAAGCUCCAGACAAGAAAGAAUCCGAAGCGUCACCAAAGAACGCAUCAAAUUCAGAAUCAUCGGAGAAGCAAAGCGGUCCACGCAUUGACCACGACAGGAACGGCUCAAAAGGCGAAGGAAAAAACAUGAUGCCAAACGGAGUAGAACAGCAGCAACGCGAAAGCUACGGGAGCAGCGUGACCAAGCAGAGCAGCGUCAACUCGCAAAUGUUGCAGAACCUCGCGACUGCCGAAAAUUACACCUCCGGUCCGGAAGAGUUGCCGCAAGAGGAGAAGGCACAUAAAUAGGGUAACUCCGUUGGUCUUGUUUGCAAAAGGCACGUGACGCGUCUUGGUGCAACCAUCUGGGCACACACCGGGCCACCGAGGACAGCAUAUAUAUCGACGCGUGUAUUUUAGAGGUUGGAAUUAACCACGUGUGGCGGGACUGUCUUCAUUGAGUGAUUUUAGAACAAUUUUGUCACGUACGGUGCUAUGGGUAAAUAGUUGUCGCACAAAAAAAGGUGGCUGGCGCUCAUUUGCGAGGCAACCUCUAUUUGUAGGAUAUUUUGGGAAGAGUUUUGUUCUUCAGUUACGGGCGCGACCAUGAACUGUUUUUGUCGGCGAUGUCAUAAAUCCGAGUACGUACUUUUUAUAUGGUGGGCCACCGGCAACACUGAGCUCUGCUCCACCUAAGUAUAUAGUAUAGAAAGCACUUUUGAUCAUGCUGCAUUGCAGCAAAGUAUUGGACUCAGUGAAACAAUCCCUCAUUUUUGUAAUGACCAAUGCCUAAAAUACUACUUUAGUUCGAGGGAUUGCGACAAAACAUUAUGGACACUCGCCAACAUUAUGGACACUCAGUGGAGUUUCUGUUUGCUCAGAGUAUUGCUUAAAUGCGUGGAAGACAGUUCCGACAGUCGUGCAAUGAUAGCGUAUGUUGCCGGAUUAAAUUUGUGAAAUGCCAAUGUGUACAUAAGCACUAGUACUCCAGAAUAGAAAACAUAUUAAAAUAAUAAUGAUAAAGGUGUGCGCUGCACACCUGCAGUUGCAAUGUCAUACUGGACAAAACACAUCAGUUCCCCCCGCAUUCAUGCCACAGUCGUCUGGGUAGUGACGACAAAGACACGCCUGAAUGCACACCUCUCCCCGACCACCACCACCACAAUAUUUAUAUCACUCGUUAACCUCGCGGCUUUGCUCAUGCGAGAAGACCAAGAAUUCCACUUGCCAUAGGCAACAGUCUUUUUUCUUCUUUUUCUUUAUUUUAAUGCAGUAAGGUUGCUAUUCUGUGGUGUUAUCCCAACACAUUUGAAAUGGAGGUGCACCACGACGUAGCUCUCGUAAUUUACAGCCACAUUUCCUCAUUGAAAUAGCCCAGGUGAACGCUGUAACACUGACCGAUAACACUGAUGAUGAACAUAGCCGAUAAGUGCACGUUGUAGGAAAUCUAUACCUAAGGUGUUCCUGUGAUGGACACCUCAGUUUCUUUUCAAGCGGUUCCUACGGAUACACUGUCUAUACCAUAAUUGUAGUCCAGCGUCUGCGUACCGCUUUCAAUAGAAUCUAUCCAAGCGGCUGUGGGGCAGCAAAAUCCUUACACCUGUAUAGGCCUGCAUGCUCGAGUAUAUAUGUUACUGAAAUAUGUAUGAAUCACAUGAAUGUUGUCACCUGUAAAUGCUCCAUAAAUUUUCUGCACGCGCAAGCGUACCACUAUUGUACUGUAAAAUUCAUGUACUAGAGAUGUUUAGAAAACUAGGGGAACACAUAAAAAAAAAAAAAAGUCCUGAGUGCCUCCAUAUGCGUACUUCUGUUUAUUAUAUACAGAAUAGAUUUGUAGAGCUUUCAGAAUAUUGCUGUGAUCACUGCUAUAAUGCUCGAAUACCACCUUUCUUCUUUCUUUUCCCACGACAUACAGCUUGGGACAAAAGUUUACGGAAGUUUACAAAAAGUUACGAAAAGUACGUAGAAGUUUACGGAUACAGGGGGUGUCGCACUUCUCCAUUGGGGCGACACCCCAACAACAAACGGGAGUGGACGCACAUACUGAGAGAUGGACAGAAUGGCCAGUCACACCCGUUUCUUACUCAAUCUCUCCCUGUUAGCAAUCAGGGGGCCGUUCAGACGACGGAAUAUGCCACAACCGUGUUACGUAAAGUUUUGUCCCAAGCUGUACCACUUGUCCAAACAUGAUCACUGCUGCAAUGGUCACGAGGCUGCAAUACUGUAUCAUGGGUGCAAAUAUGUAAUACCUUAAGCAUCGUGUUGUCCUGUGGCAAAUGAACGUUGAAAUGUAUGUGCACCAAGCUCUCAAUUUCAGGGAUUUUGGUUUUGGGGACUCUAUUCUAUUACUAUAAUUACUUUUUUUGUCUUCAUGUCCAUUGUCAAUUGAUUUGCAAGAUAGUUAUAAGUCAUGUGCCACGUGUACUCAUUUGUAUCCGGGACAUCUGUACACUCAUGCAUAAUGAUAAGCGGAACGCAGCCAGGGACACGGACGAGGAAGUGCACAAACGAACUGCCAGCAGUUCGUUUGUGCACUUCCUCGUCCGUGUCCCUGGCUGCGUUCCGUUUAUCAUUAUGUACAGUUACCAACUGCCCCGCAUUUCUACGCUCGUUCUUGUGCACUCAUGUUUUGGACUGCAUGGUAGUUCAACUUUAAUGAUAUGCCAACGUUGUCUCAUUUCCCAUCCUGCUAUUUGUGAAAUGCUGUCGGUCCGGGGGAGGUGCGUGGCUUCUGGGGUUUCUCGGUCUUGGAGACAUUGUCUAAAAAAAGAGGAAUAACAAAGAACCAUCAGGUGGAAGCACCUAACGUCGAGAGCCUGACAAGGCCUUCGUGAGUAUGUCGUGAAAAGCUAAAAAUAGUAGUCACACGAAAAUCUAUAUGUGUAUCCGUAAAAUGUGAUUGAGGGCUUUGUGUCCCAUAUUUGUUGUCAAAGAACACAGGGUUUUAAUAGCACCUUUAAAAUUACAAUUUUGUCCUCCCCUACACGACUUGCAUAAAGAUACAGUUCUCAUGUCACUGACAUAAGCAAUUCAAGUGUUGGUGACAUAAUAACAAAAACUCCUGCCAGUUAGCCAUGUUUAGUAGUCCAGUAACUUUGAAUCGAAUUCAGGAGCCUGAAUUCGUAGGGUGAACUUUUAUGUGUGGUAUAUGUCUUCGUUUAUUUCCCGUUUCUUAUGGCAUUCUACUGCACUGUUGUUGUUGUCAUAAAUGCACCAUAUCAUAGAACGGUCGUAUGCUCAAAAUAUGGCACCGGAAGCUGUCCUCUCUCUGCACGUUUUUUUUUUUUUUGCUUCACAAGCUGUUGCAUGGCACUUCAUAGUAUUCGUGUUCUGACCCCUAUGGACCUUUUGGGCACUCUUCCUUUUCAUCACCUUGAGGGAGCACCACACAUCGAAAGUGACCCCCUUACAUGAGUAACGUACACAUCAGCCACAUAUAUUGUGAUUAUUAUUAUUAUCAUUAUGACCAAAGGCGAACUCAUCAUAGACAACUGCUGCUUCUAGAACUGUAGCAACAGGGCAGAUCAUUCUGAACCGGACAGUAUGGGUAAUAUGUUAAAUGUAAUACAAGGAUAGCUGUUCACAAUACAACAGUGCUUGUAAAGCAUAACUUGCGAGAUGAAGCAGUACCCUGCUGACAAAACACUGUCUUUACUAACAUGGCCCACAAUGACCAACUUUGACAUUUGCUGAUAUGAGUGCAGUGCUUGUUUCAGUCUUCCAGCACAGACUUGCUUUUUUGGAUUUUUUUUUUUUCAUUUAAAUGAAGGAUUGAAAGGUCUUGCAUUGAAGGGGAUAGUUGCCUUGCAGUCUGUUUAUCUUCCUAGAUUUUUCAUAAUAUAAAUGUUCUAGCUAGCUUGUUGCACUGUUGGCAUGCAACUGCAGAAUCUCUUCCAGAGCUGUUGACUGUUCAUCAAUAUCAAAGAAAUGUAUAAUAAAUUGUUGUUGACCA
Ornithodoros turicata is the source of this 6062-nucleotide messenger RNA. It is a transcript of the gene Hyccin, whose product is annotated as hyccin-like. The record is from RefSeq and is a predicted model, not a curated record. Lineage: Eukaryota; Metazoa; Arthropoda; Arachnida; Ixodida; Argasidae. Bases 338 to 2419 code for a protein of 693 amino acids. Gene Ontology annotation, cellular component: plasma membrane. Gene Ontology annotation, biological process: phosphatidylinositol phosphate biosynthetic process; protein localization to plasma membrane. The transcript is spliced from 12 exons.